UACUUGUAGUCUGUCUGACAGUUUUCAAAAUCCAUCCAAUUGAGUAAUGAAAAGAUUCGAUUAUACAGCAAAAUUUUCAUAACAUAUUUUACUAAAUGUUUGACUAAUGAUAAUGUGUGCAAGUCUUUCAUUUCCUGCUAACGUAACAGCAUUUUGCUUGUUCUGAGAAGGUCCGAUGUCUUGACCUUGAUGAGGCGGCGCUACAAGGUCAGAAGGAAGUGUCCUGGAGAUCUCUGGAGGUUGCCGGAGCGCCCCCUGUUGUCCUGAGCCCGAAUUGCCCCAGCGUGAAGUUUGGAGACUUCAUCAUUUUCCUGAAUGGGCACAGAGAGAGGAUGUACCCCUGGGAUGACCAGUAUAAAGCUUCUGUCUUCAUCCUGGACAUGACUGACUCAGACAAGCCAAGAUGGUGCCAUCCUAAGACGUCCGGUGACAUCCCCCGUAACUUUGAGGCAGUUUUCCUGUUGGACGAGUCAGCCAACAAGGCUUACACCUACCGCUGGAGUACCGGUCCCACCCGCCAGGGGCGCAUCUGGACACUCGAUCUAAAGACCUUCACAUGGAGUAAAACUAAAACAUCUGGUGAUGAACCUGCACCAAGAUAUGCUGUCAGCAUCUGUGAACUGGAUGGAAAAAUGUUCUACAUGUUUGGAAACACCAAGCAGAUGCAGAAUGACUUCUACACCCUGGAUCUGAGCACUGGUAAGGUAGGAAUACUAGAUAUAGACCUCUGUGGCCCCAGCAUCCCCAGGAUGUUUGAUGUGGAGGGACAUGACGCCCACUAG
Branchiostoma belcheri (Belcher's lancelet) is the source of this 782-nucleotide messenger RNA. Its product is annotated as host cell factor 2-like. NCBI's taxonomy places the organism in Eukaryota, Metazoa, Chordata, Leptocardii, Amphioxiformes, Branchiostomatidae. Bases 333 to 782 code for a protein of 149 amino acids. The record is from RefSeq and is a predicted model, not a curated record. Gene Ontology annotation, molecular function: protein binding. The transcript is spliced from 4 exons.